Messenger RNA from Penicillium alfredii, 732 nucleotides. RefSeq names its product clathrin light chain CLC1. NCBI's taxonomy places the organism in Eukaryota, Fungi, Ascomycota, Eurotiomycetes, Eurotiales, Aspergillaceae. Gene Ontology annotation, cellular component: plasma membrane; clathrin coat of coated pit; clathrin coat of trans-Golgi network vesicle. Gene Ontology annotation, biological process: clathrin-dependent endocytosis; intracellular protein transport; clathrin coat assembly. Gene Ontology annotation, molecular function: structural molecule activity; clathrin heavy chain binding. Bases 1 to 732 code for a protein of 243 amino acids. The record is from RefSeq and is a predicted model, not a curated record. The transcript is spliced from 4 exons.
AUGGCUGACCGUUUCCCUUCUCUGGAGGACUUCUCAGAGGGCCAGACUGGAGUUGCCGAAGGCCAGGAUGCCCCCGAUGAUGAUUUCCUGGCCCGUGAGCGCGCUGCUCUCGGAGAAGACGCAAACGAAUUCGCUACCCCUCAAGACCACGUUGCCGCCCACGAGAAUGUAGAUACGGGGGAUGACUUGCUGGGUGGAGAAGGCAACGCUGCGUUUGCGGAUGAGAGUGGUCAAUUCGAAUCGUCGUUCCCCUCAAUGGAGACACAGGCACAGAACGAGAAAGUCGCACCCGGAGGCACAAUUACUGGAACUGGCUCCCCAUUUCCGCCAAGCGGCUACCCAAGCACUCUGGAGCCCGAAGAAGAGCCCGAGGCUGUCAAGGAAUGGCGUGAGAAGCGAGACUCCGAGAUUGCGCGCCGUGCCGAGGUUUCAAACGAGAAGAAAGAGGCUACCACCAAGAAGGCUCGUGAGGACAUUGACGACUUCUACGUUUCCUACAACAACAAGGCGGACAAGCACCGUGGCCAGACCCGUUCUGAGGCCGAACAGUUUCUGGCUAACCGCGAGGAUACCUCUGCCGGUGGCACGAGCUGGGAGCGCAUUGCGAAAUUGGUCGAUGUGUCCGGCAAAGGUUCCACGGGGGGCGCCAGCGGCUCUGGCAAGGAGCGUUUCCGCGAGUUGUUGAUCGACUUGAAAAAGGACCAGGAGGCUCCCGGUGCCAGCGGGAUCUAG